Emiliania huxleyi CCMP1516 is the source of this 1968-nucleotide messenger RNA. RefSeq lists its product as hypothetical. The transcript has 2 exons. The record is from RefSeq and is a predicted model, not a curated record. Lineage: Eukaryota; Haptophyta; Isochrysidales; Noelaerhabdaceae. Gene Ontology annotation, molecular function: monooxygenase activity; flavin adenine dinucleotide binding. The coding region runs from base 1 to 1968 and encodes 655 amino acids.
AUGCGGCACCACGACUUUGUGAUAGUCGGUGCCGGCGCCGCGGGGCUUCAGUCUGCCACGCUGCUGAGAAGCGCGAAUUGCUCAUAUGCGGGCGCAGAGGCUGGCCUCUUCUUCUCGAGGUACCCACGCAAUCGGCGCCUCAUCUCUGCCAACCGGCCAAACAACGGGCGGGGAAAGAGCACAGAGUGGGCGCUGCGCCACGAUUGGCACUCGCUACUGAGCGCCGAGCAAUCCUUCCCCGAGUUCUCGUCGUCGUGGUAUCCCGACGCCGACGACCUGGUUCGUUACCUCCACAGCAUCGCGCGGGGCCUCGAUGUAGUCUACAACGCCUCCGUGACGAGCACAGCGCGCCGAGCCGACGGGUCGCACGUGGUGAAAACGGCCGAUGGCCGGGCCUGGAGCGGCGACCACAUCAUCGUGGCGACUGGCUACCGCCACCGCGAGAUUCCGGCUUGCCUCCGCGCGCCCUCCCGCUUCCGCGUUUUUACGUACGAGACCUUCCCGGCCGAGGAGCUGCGGGCCGCGCGUCCGGGCGAGGCGCCUGAGUUUUGCCGCGGCAAGGCGGCGUUCGUCUUUGGGAGCGGCAACUCCGCCUUCGAGACGGCCGACCUCCUCUCCGCGUGCGCACACUCGACGAACCUCGUCUACAAACACCGGCCACGAUUCUCCUUCCUCACGCACUACGUCGGUGACGUGCGAGUGCACAACGCGGGCAUCCUGGACCGCUACCAGCUCAAGAGCCUUGGGCAGCUGACGGGCAUGCGCGACCGUUUCCUCAUCGACCAGGGCCCCGACGGCGCCGGCCAGAUGCCUUGGCCUGGGAGCUUUCGCGAGACGCUCGAAAGGAGUCGCGGCUGGAGGAGGGAACAAGGGCCGCCCGAGCCCCCGGUGCGGAGGGAGGAGGGUGCGUGUGCGAGCCCAUACCAUGAGUUCUACCGCGACUCGCCUGCUGACCCGAUCCGGCCGGAGCGGGUUGCGAUUUUUGCCGGGGGCUUCACGACGCAGCGGCCCGGGCUCGUACCGGCCGGCGACGGCGUAGGAAGGGGCAAAUUCCCACCCGUGGGCCCCUUCUGGGAGGACCUGCGCACGGCGGGCAAGCUGUACGCGGGCGUCCUCAUGCACUCGGUCGAUUACCGCCAGUCGGCUGGCGGUUUCAUCCAUGGCUUCCGCUAUCUGAUCCGCGCGCAGAUACGCUACCUGCAGCAGCGCUCCUUUGGGGUUCCCUGGCCGAGGAGGCGGUUUGGCGGCUUCGAGGCCGCCCUUGAGCACGGGCUGGGGCGCGUGCAGGACGCUUCGGGGCUGUACCAGAUGAACGGCAUCCUCGUUGACGUUGUCCUCCUCGCCGCCGAUGGCAGCGCCACCUACCUCGAGGAGGUGCCCAAGCCCUGGAUUGCCGACGCGCUCGGCGGCCUGCCAAGCAGUUCCGCCGCCGCCGCAAUCACCAUCGAGUUGGACUACUCGGACCGGGGCGUGUGGAGCGAGGAGCUGCUCUGGAACGUUAGCAAGGCCAAUCGCCACCCGGCUCUCUUCCUCCACCCCAUCGCCACCUCGUGGGCGGCGGGCUGGAGACCGCUCUCGUCCUUCCACGUGCCGGAGGACUUUGAUGGCGAGUGGACGUCGGCGGAUCUUGUCCUCGAGGUUGUCUUUGCCAUGUACAAGGCUCGCGAGGCGCUCCGCCUCGAGGAGCUACCUGCUGGCGGCGGCCCGCAGGGCGCGACGCCGACCGGCGAUCUGGAGGACCGCGCCUUCCGCUCUAUGGUCAGCGGCUCGGCGCGCGCGUGGCGGCUCCUUUGCCGAGGCCGGAGCGGUAAGCGCCUGGAGCGGUGCGAGGCCCACUACGAGGCGACGCUCUCGUCCAUAGCGAGGCAGCUUGAGGCCUCUCAGAGAUCGGUGGCGCCGGAGGUGGGAGGCGGAGGAGCAGCGGCCGCGGCGCCGGCGGAGCCUUCUGAGGUUUGUGGAGAGCAGUAG